AUGAAUUUAUUGGAUGAUCCAUUGGCCUCACCAGAGGCUACCAAAAAUUCGGUAAAAAGAGAAUCUAUUGAUUUGGGUAAACCUGACGAAUUGUUGGUCUUCAACCAAUGGGGAAACGUUACUGAAUUUACCAAUCCGGAAUCGCGUAGCAGCUAUUCAGAUUUGAGCAUAGAAGAGAAAAUGGCAUUCAACAAAAAACGCAGGCGUCAGAUUUUUGAGGAAACUCAGGAAUUAAGAAAAUGCAUAAAUCCUCUUGAAUUCGAAGCAUACGAAGACUAUUUUGUGUUGAAGAAAUUCAGAAAAGGUGUUUCGGCUAGUGGCAGAGUAGGAAUCGGUGAAAACCGAACCAGAAGUACGGGUGUGUACUACGAAAAAAUCACUAGAAAUGGCGACAAUGGGUCUAACGAGGACGACUCUUCACAGGAAAGCGAAACGGGCAGCAAAGAGAAAAGGCGUUCAAAGCGUGUACAAAGCUCUGUGGUCAAAAAGGAACUCUCUGAGUCAGAUAUCUUUUUGAAUUCUUCACCGGCUCCUCAAUCGGCAAAGAGUAAUACGGGAGUUUUUGAUACCAGCACAUCAGCCAGCAGCAUCAUACCUUCAAACAAUACUGACGUCAACGUACGGAGAUCAUCCAGGCUGUCCUCGAAAGAGCGAGAAAUUCUCGAAAAAAAGGCAAGUCGGCUACAGGAAGCAGGCUUCGAAGAUGCCAAUCCCAAAAUCCUGGAUCUUUUCGAAUCAAUCAUACCGAAAAUCAUAAGCCCGGUAAGAAGAUCCGACUGGCUUCUACCAAACAAAAAUCAAUUCAUACCGGAGAAAUUCGUCCCCAUAAAGCAUACACCAGAACAAAUCAAAAUUAAUGACCUCAUUCACAAUAGUAAGAUACGCAGGAUCAUGAAACGCUUCAAGGGUGGCCUAGCAGGAGUCAGGAAAAAAGACUGGGACUAUGUGAACGAACCUAACCAAACGGACAAAAAUUAG
Molecule: messenger RNA, 978 nt
Organism: Lachancea sp. 'fantastica'
Lineage: Eukaryota; Fungi; Ascomycota; Saccharomycetes; Saccharomycetales; Saccharomycetaceae
Source: the annotation of a GenBank genome assembly